AUGAGAGUCGGUGAGGCCUUGCAGGCUGUCGUGGCAAUGGACGGAGAUCUCAAGAAGGAUUUGAAGAAAGUUAAGGAGGAGAUUAAGAAAGGGAUUAAAGAUGUGAUUGAGGAUUUGAAUGUUUUGAGUUUGGAUACGAAAGUGAAAGAGGAUUUGCAGGCGUUGAGGGGGAAGAUUUUGGGGCUUUCAAGUAAUGUUGGGGAUAGGAGUGAUGAUGAUAGUAAUAUAGUUGGUGAUCAGUUAAAGGAUCUUAAAAACGCCAAAAUGCAACUUGAUGUGCUUACUGAUAAGGAUACCGGUACAAUUCAGAUGGAGACUAAGAAUCUUGAAACCAAUUUCAAGGAGAAAAUCCAAGGGCCGCUUAACACUAAAGUCCAAGAAGUUGGCACGGCGAUUGGGGAGCUUGGCGGGAAGUUUGACAGUAAAGUGACAAGUAUUGAUGGGAUUUUGGGGAAGAUUAAAGGGGAGGUUGGCAAGAUUCAGGGGAAGCCGGGGAGAGAUUCGGGGCUGGAAGGUAUCGUGAAGAAAGUGAAGGAGCUUACUAACGCGUUCGUAAAGGGCAGAGGGAACAAUUCUGGUUUUAAUGGCAGAGUAGGCGGUUGGCUGGAAGGUGUAAUAGGGAAUGGGAAGGGGAGGCCGGGGACCAGAGACCAUAAGCCCGGGUUGCAAGCCGUGACGUCUUGGCUUCAGCAGUCUAAGGAUGCGGUUACAAAGCACAAGUAUAAGGAAAGCGAUUUUACAGAUCAGGUUAAGAACAAGAUUAUGCAACAGACAGAAAUCUCACAUGCCAUUGCCGCAGCUCAGGGGAAGAUUAAGCAAGUAGUAGAUGGGAAAGUUGUCGACAAUCUCAGUGCCAUCGUAAGCGCUUGCGAGGAGUUUGUCAAGGAGCUUGAUAAGAAGAUCACGAAAACGGAAAUAGAGAGAUUUGCUCCUGCGAUAGCCAAGGAGAUUCAGCGUUGGAUGGACGGGCAGGGUCUUCAGAAUUUUACUCAAGAAGCCGAUCUCACUACCGCCGUCAAAUACAUUCUGGUCGCGCUCUGCGCUUCUGUGAGGCAGGUUGGCAAUGAGAUAAAUUCACUAGGUACCGACAAGUUUGGCCAAAUAUUGGACCAAAUUAAACCGAUUGUAGAUGAGCUUAACGAACAGCUAGAAGCGGCUACUAGCAAACCUACCGGCCAAAAUGAAAGCCCCGCCAAGGCCGUGGACAUGAGGUUGGGGGAAGUGAAGAAUGAGGUUAAUAACAAUAUUGUCACCAAGUUUAGAGAAAACGUCAUAAAAGAACUUAAAGAAGCAGUCCGCGGACUUCCCGGCGCCGUUCAGGAGUUCGACCGCCAAGCUCAAACUCAGAUCAAGGCUGCGGCCGAGACGGCGAUCACAAAGGCGGCUGAGGAAAUUAAGACGCAGAGUGGUAAUGAGCUUGACGUCAAGGCAACGGUGGAGACAUUCCACAAAGCUCAUGAUGACAUUAAGAAGACUCUCCAAGGUAAACUUAAUGAGGAAGUUGAGACGCACAUUGGGGAGGAUGAUCCGCCAGCUCCGGCAGGUGAUCCGAAAUUCAAACUUGCCGAAGAACAUUUUAAGACAUACAAUUCGCACGUUGAUCAAAAUAGCGUUAAGGCCUUUGACACCAAUAACCCAGAUGACCUAAAAGGCCAACUUCCCGAGAAGAUCCAGAGCAUUAGCAAGGAGGGUCUGAGAAGUCUCACCGACGUCAUCGAUGCAAGUGGCGGUGCAGACAAGCAGAUCACUCAACAAACCUUCACCGGUCCGUUCGUAGAAAUUACGAAACAGCUUGAAGAGGUCAGGAAGUGGGUUGAUGAGAGGAAUGGCACAGGUUUCACUGGCGAAACAAUCCCAGGCAAAGGUGUCAAAAAUUAUUUGGAACACCUUAAAAACGGACUAAACAAUGGGCCUUUUGCUGAUGGCUAUAGUGGUCUCGAGAAUAUCAAAACGACAAUUCAAAAUCUGCAUAACAAUCAGUUCACUACCCAACCCGCUGCAAUUGGCACGGCCGUCCAAGAAAUUAAGACGGAACUGAAGAAGCUUAGGGAGAAGUUGAAAGGCAAAUAUGGCAGUAAACAAGAUGUCAUCACGGCUUUGACUAUUAUCAAACGCGACGGUCUUAGUAAUGGUGAUUGGCAUAAUGGUAACAAUUUUUGGACACCAAACGGUGAACCUCUCAGUGGUCUUGGGAGAAUUGAGAAUGAGCUUAAAGAGCAGAAUGAUGAAUUGGAUGAGCAAAACAAACAAAUAGGGGACGCCAUGAAAAUAGUCAUACAAGAAAUAAAGGCUGUACUUAGAAAUGUCGGCAUGAAGUUGAAGCAUGACUACAUUACUGAUGACGUCGUAGACCACUUGCAGUGGUUGAAACAUAGGAUAGGGCAGGGUACACCGUAUAAUGGGAAUCUUCAAAAAAUCUAUAAUGCUAUUAGGCACCUUCAUGACAAGCCGUUUAAUACACAUCCCGACGAUAUUCAUAAAGCCAACUCAACAAUUAAAUUGGAACUUACUGCCCUUCAAAACGUGUUGCUAGGCAGUCAAGGUAAAGAAGAUGUCAUCAACACGCUGGACGAUUUGCAGAACGUUGGACUAAGUGGAGAUAUGUGGGAUAAGAAUACACAAGGAAAAGGUAAAAGCCUUAAAAACAUUCAAGAUUAUCUUAACACCCAACAAACUACGCUGUCCUCUCAGCCCACUGCAAUCCGCGGUGGCGUUGACCAAAUCACCGGUGAGCUUACAAAGCUCCAGAAGCAGUUGAGUGAUGACGUCACCAAAAAGUUGGAUGACUUGAAAAACCAUGGCCUUGGCAGCAAACAAAAUUGGGAUAUUGACGAACAUUCUGCAAAAGGCCUCACUACAAUCACCGCAGACAUCGAGGCCAUAAAGUCCAAGGACGUCGACAGUGUUAAGCAUUAUCUUAUCGCCCUGUGCAGCGCUAUUAAGCAUAACGCAAGAGAUCUCAGAGACAUUUUAAAGGAAGUGAAGGAAAUAUUGCUUGACAAACAGUUGAGGAAAUUUUACAGUGACCUUUACGAUUUGUACUUCGGCCCGUUGAACGAUGUCAUUCAAUCACUCAAGGCCUUUGAUAAAUACGUCCUGGCCGCUUCCUUGAUCUGA
This is a messenger RNA of Babesia ovata, 3117 nucleotides long. Its product is annotated as Extracellular matrix-binding ebh, putative. The record is from RefSeq and is a predicted model, not a curated record. NCBI's taxonomy places the organism in Eukaryota, Apicomplexa, Aconoidasida, Piroplasmida, Babesiidae. The coding region runs from base 1 to 3117 and encodes 1038 amino acids. The transcript has a single exon.